Messenger RNA from Effrenium voratum, 639 nucleotides. The record is from the annotation of a GenBank genome assembly. Lineage: Eukaryota; Dinophyceae; Suessiales; Symbiodiniaceae.
AUGGCUACAGAGGACUUUGCUCAGAUGAUCACCCUCGCCGAGCUCAAGCCCCGCGUGAGCUCCCAGCAGUUCAGCGAGUUUCGGGAAAAGUUCCAGUUUAUUUUCAGCACAGAUGUAAACUCUGACUUGAACCUUCCCGUGCGGGAGAACAACAGUGAUGUCGCUCGUGACUUGUUGAGGGUGAGCUUCAGAUACCUGCACCAGAGCAGCCCUGUUCUGAUGGAUCUUCAGACAGCCUUUGAGGAUGUGGCGAGAUGCAAGCUCUCACUUGUGCCGCUGGACUUAUUGCAAGCACAGGCAAAGAGGCUUGAAGACUGGCUUGUGCCGGUGAUACACGAGGCAAAUUUGGCUGCGUGCAAGCAGCUUGUCACGGAUUUGCGUGAGGCAAUGGCACACCUUGAUGAUGUACAGGACUUGCGUACAUCGCUUUGCUUUUUGUACCUGGCGCAUGACAAGGUCCAGCGGGAGCUGCCAAGCAGCCCAGCUUGGGUUGCGAGUCAGCGGCAUGCCCUGCUGCGGACUUAUUGCGCCAUAGUUUUAAUGGACGACGCAAGUGCCCCCAUGAUGCGUGCAAGUUUCUCGCGCAUUCCUGUUUCAACUCGGCAAUAUUUGCAGAGGGCAAGGGCUGGCCCCGGCUAA